AUGUAUAGUCAUCGCAAAAAAUCCCCGAUGCCUAAACUUGAUAUCAAUGUUUGGCUCACAGCUGGUGAACUUCAAAAUUUAAAAAACCCUAAGCUUUUAUAUGAUUAUGAAACUGAUGAAGAUAUACCUGAAGGGGACGAUAUUGAAUUAUAUGGUAAACUUGGAUUUGAAUAUAAAUGGCUGGUACCAGGCAAAAUUCCAAUAAAAUCACAUCCAAUAAAACUUGCAUCAAACCAACAAAAGCACUGGACGAAAUUCAAAGAGCUUUAUAAACAGUUACCGCGUCCAAGAAUUGAGACCUAUGGAAUAAUUGAACACUCUACUGAAAGUCUUGGAGAUGAUCCUUUGAAUGAUUCCGAUAUUGAUGAAAUAGUGGAAAGAUUUAAAAAAGAUCCAGUUGUAAAAUUUCCAAAAGUGCAUAUCCCUAAUGAAGACGCUAGUCCACAAAGGAUGGAGCCAGCUCAAUUAAUAUCUACACCUUCUUCUGUAUGUAUAUCAGGGACAUUAUCAGUAAUGAAAUUUUUAGAUGGUGUGACGGAUUCAAUCGUUAUUGACACUUCUGAAGAAUUAAAUAGUCUGGCUUUAAUAACGCAAUCCUCAGGAUAUUUGUUUAGCAUUUUGCCAAACGCAAAAGUGGAAAAAAAUUUAGUUCUACAAUACUGGAAUCUUGCAGUUCCAGGAAAAUGGGAAAUUAUUAAAGGUUAUGAUGAAUCAAAUUUUGUUGUAAUCAAUUAUAAGGAAGGAAUAUGUAAAUUUUUCAAAUUUUAUAACCCAUUAUAUUUUAAAUUGGUGAAUAGUCUGAAUUUGAAGAAGACUACAAUAUUAGGAAGUUCUUUCUUGUAUACAAAUAAACCGGAUGAAUUUUUAUUAUUUGUUGCCACAAUUCAUUAUGAUAGAUUAGUCUUUCUAUGUAUUGAGUGGGAUACUGAGAACGAAAAACAGAAAAGAGUUCAUACAUUAACGCAUUGCAAUGGUGAUAAUUUUAAUAAUUGUGUGCCAAUCGGCCUCCAAAGAAUAUUAAUAUUUACUAAUAAUGGAAUAUCCCUUAAAUCUGCAGAUCAGCUAAUGUCAGGAAAUACAAGUUCAGGGAAACUCUAUAAAUAUCGUUCACUAAAGGGCAUACUAUCUUAUUUUAGAGCACCUAUAUUAUUGGAAAAGCUGAAAAAAGUAAAACCUGAAGUUUUUAAUAAAUAUACAGACUGUUCUAUCAUAUCAACUACAACUGGGAAUGUUGCAUUUUGUGUUAUUGACGAUAACGAGAAUGUGAAUUUUUUUAGUUUAACUAGAUUUAAAGGCCUAAAAUCAAUAGCACCAGUACUGGUACAACCAGCAGAUAUGACCGAAUAUUAUAUGGUUGUAAUCAGCUUUGGUCGCACAUUAGAACUUUCCUUAAAUCUUACCACAGUAGAGGAACUUCAUCCUAUUCAUAAUAUCCCGCCCCUUCGUGGAAUUAUUUUUAAGCACACAAUUGAUUCAGGUAGCGAAGAAAAUACUAAGAUUGUUACAUUAAGAGAUUCAGAAAAAGUAAUUGAUCAUAAAUAUAAUGUUUGGCUAGCUUCUCAGGCAGCCUUAACUGAGCUUUCCCCAUAUGUUCCUACUCAAAAAUCGCAUCUGCUCUGUGAAUCGAACCAAUUGCAAUUAUUCAGUAGGAUCGAUGUUAAAACUUUCAUAGAAUUACCUAAGAAGUUGUUGGACUAUUUUUCGAAAGAUUUUGAACCUGGUUCAGAUAUUUCUAAUAUUUAUUUAAUGUUAGCUGUUGAUCCUUUAAUGUUUUCAAGCAUAUUUAUUUUAAACUUAAAUGAUUCGCUCUCUGAAUUAACAAAAGUUGAUGAUAUGUUUAAUGAAACAUCAUGUAAUCCUUUAGGGUUUAUCUAUAAUAAAUCUUAUUUAAUUCAGAUUACCAAAUAUAGUCUCAGGUUCCAUAUGCUAAACAGUGAUAAUACUGUAGAAAUUAGCAAAUUAGAGUCAGAAAUUGAUGGAUUCUAUCAAUAUCAAAGUUAUCUCAUUUUGUGGAAUAACAAAUCUGGGCUUCUGUUUUAUACAAAUAAUAUUGAGUCUCUAAACCCAACCUCAGUAUUACAAAAGACUAAUAUAUUCAGUGCAUAUGCUAUCGCUCACACUCGUUUUUCACCUAAUCUGACAUACCUCUUUUUUAAUAUUGAAUCGAAUAGGGGUGAAAUUUUAAUUAAUGCAUUUUUCUGUGAUAGAAAUCUUCAACUAAGUUGGAAGAAUAUGAUUUUACCUCAAUACAGGUCUAUUAAUUUAAAUAAUAUGCAAUCAAUAGACAGAAUAGCAGAAGUACUACUGGGGCCACGGACUAAUUGGAGAAACCAUGGGUAUAGAGAAAAUUCAGACCCUAUUCCAAGUAAUUUUUCAUUUUUGAAUGGGGCUGAUUCUAUUAUUCAAACAGAGCAUGAUAUGAGAUGUAGAUAUGUUUCACCUACGUUUCUUGUCUAUUACGAUGCGCGUACUAUUUCUGUUAUAGAAAACAUUGGCGAAGAAUUUAUUAUUAUUAUUCAAGAAUAUUCAGUGAUCAUUCCAGCAGAAUUACAGAAAUCAAGUAUUUUAGAUAUUAGAAUGGACCCAAAGAAAGGCUUGUUGUUUGUCUUAUUUUCUGAUAAAUUCUGUGUUUUGGAAUUGUCACAUAAAUCCUAUAAUAGAUCGAAUUAUCUUUUAAAGUCUACUAGAAGUGUUAAUAAGAAAUUUUUAUAUCUUCCUAAAAUUAAUAGAAUGUUAAUAUUAAGCAUCGAUAAUAAGGAAUGGGAUUGUAUGAAGCUUUUAGAUGGUAAAAUGUUAAGCUUAAAUCCAUCAGUUUUAAAUAUGAUCACAAAUCAAAAAUUAAAAAAUAUUGUAGAAAUUCCAAACUCAUCUAAUACCAAUUUAUUAUUAUUAUUAUAUGAAUCUAUUAUUCAUUUAGUAGGUAUCAUUCCAAAAAAGGGUAAGUUAACUGUGGAAUCCUUUUCUAAAUAUGAUUUUGAAAGUGAUAUAAGUGACAAGGUUAUUGUUACCAAAGAAGGAUAUUUUUAUAUUCUUGUUAAUGGUGAUAGCGAACAUAAUACUACGGAUGAUAAUUCAGAUAAAAUAGUAUUAUUGAAUAUACGAAAUAAUCAAAUUAAUAAACAUAAAGAAUUAAUAUUCGACGGUGGAAGUAGUAUUACAGAACUCGAUUUUUGUGAUGAUCAUCUUAUUGUUACUAUUAAUAAAUAUCCUAAAGUGUACAUAUUUGAAAAAUUUGAUAGCAUGGUUGAUGAUGAUUCACUAAAAAUGAUAGAGCUAAUCAAGCCUGAAAAUAGCUACAUCUCAAAAAUUUUAACUUUGAGUAAGAAUUGUUUUAUUGUUGUCACAGUAUGUGUUGAUCGUUCGAGUUAUAACGCUGAAAUUUUAUUCUAUGAUCGAAGAGAAAUUGUUAAAAAAUUGAAACAAGGAGGGUUUACAGUUAAAUUUACCUCAGACAAUGAUCAUAUGAAUAUAUUUGAAAUUUAUAAUCUUGAAAGGGGGGAUGAAGAAUUGGACAUGCCAAACUAUGUGAGAAAUGAUAUUCGUUCAAUGAGAAGAGGUGGUACAGAUAUUCUAUUCAGUACUGAUAUGAAUGAAGAGCCAUAUAUUGGCUAUUUAUCUGAUAUGACUGAAUAUGAUGCAGAAGCCACUGAUAGAGAACCAAGAAGAGUGGUACAGCGUUUUGCACAACCACAAAUAAACGGAGCAGAAACAGCAGUUGUUGAUCAUCCAUCAAAUUUACCAGUUUCUGAAGCAGGUAUACAAGAUUUGAUCAAUACGGCAUUUUUGUCAAGAAAUUCGCCUGUUAGCACCGAACAUGUUGAUAUGGAUGAUGGUUAUGAUGAUAGUGAUGAAGAAUAUCAUCAUCGCAAUCAUGAACAUUUACAAGAUGGAGAUAACAACUUAGAUCAAGGAAUGAGAGUUCCAGAAAUGGCUAGGCUCCGAAUGCAUAAUAACCUAUCAGGAAGAAUGGAUGAAAACUUACAAAUUCUUUUAAGCAGACAAUUACCAGAUCUCUUAGAUGAGUCUUUGCCUUCCGAAUUUCGACAAUCCCUCAUUCAGAUGGUACAAAAUCAAUUAGGUCCAGAAGGGAUUGCACAUGUGAAUGCACUCCCUACCACUAAUAAUGUGUCUAAUGCUUUCCAAUUUGGGCCUACAUCCGUACCUGAUCUAGCUCGACCCGGAUCAGAUACUGAGUCGCCAAACCAUUCAGAGACUGACAGUUGUGAACCUCGUGCUAUGAAACAAGUUGCCUCUACUGAGCCUUUUACUUCCCUGAAAUUACCUUACGCUGUAAAGGAUGUAGAAUACAAUCCAAAGAAUCACACUUUAUAUAUCCUCAUGGAAGACCAGUCUGUAAUGAUGUUAACUGCCAGAGGAGAGCCAGAUUACACAAAUUGUAAGUAUCAGUUCCCCAAGCCUAUUCCAUUUAACAAUGGAGGCAGAAUCACUGAAGGUGGUCCAUGGGAAAUAGAUCACCGUGGGACACUCUCUAAGACAGAAGUAUGGUAG
Henningerozyma blattae CBS 6284 is the source of this 4509-nucleotide messenger RNA. RefSeq names its product Mms1p (gene MMS1). The coding region runs from base 1 to 4509 and encodes 1502 amino acids. The record is from RefSeq and is a predicted model, not a curated record. The transcript has a single exon. NCBI's taxonomy places the organism in Eukaryota, Fungi, Ascomycota, Saccharomycetes, Saccharomycetales, Saccharomycetaceae.